Molecule: messenger RNA, 2127 nt
Organism: Patiria miniata (bat star)
Lineage: Eukaryota; Metazoa; Echinodermata; Asteroidea; Valvatida; Asterinidae
Product: neurogenic locus notch homolog protein 1-like
Exons: 11
Coding region: 169-1845 (558 amino acids)
Biological process (GO): establishment or maintenance of epithelial cell apical/basal polarity; heterophilic cell-cell adhesion
Cellular component (GO): protein-containing complex; plasma membrane
Molecular function (GO): calcium ion binding
Source: RefSeq, a predicted model, not a curated record
ACAACUGCCACGUUAUUUGCACAUGAUGUUUUUUCCUGUCUGAAGAUCUCGAAAUUUCACAGUCAUACCAUAUCUAUUUGAUAUAAACAAUUCAUCAGAUUACGUUGCUGAAUUCACGGAGGAGGAAGGGAUAGAGUAGAUAGAAUCUAACUUUAAAAGUGUACACCGAUGACAGGACAAUUGAGCACAAUGUAUACGCACUCAUUCCUGCUACUGACUAUGAUACCAGCAGCCUUAUCUGCCUGCCCACCCAUACACAUUAAGAUGCAACCAGACGAAGAUGAUUGGUGCCCAGGAGGAUGUCCAUCUGGAUCUUACUGUCAGGAUAGCUCCUGUUUACCCUGUUCGCCCUGCCCAGACCCUUACACACUGGCAGAGCGAGGAGAAACAGAGAUGUAUAUCAUUCCUGGGUGCAUAAAUAAUGGCUACUGUCCAAACACAUGUGCUGCUAAUUCAUUCACUCCAAAAGCCAAUGCAUCCUUGUGUGACUGCGAAGGGGUAACCCCACCACCUCCAGUAACCACACCUGUCAUGUGUAAGGACGGCUGUGUUCAUGGACACUGUGACAUCCCUGACGAAUGCAUUUGUGAGAGCGAUUGGGAAGGGGGGUUGUGUGACACGCUACCAUGCAUCCCAGGCUGUAUGAGUGGGUACUGCAACACCUCAUCAGGAGAAUGUGUCUGUUCAUCAGGAUGGGGAGGUGACAUCUGUGAUCAAGAUUUGAGAUACUGUAGUUCCAAUCAGCCAUGCAGGAAUGGGGGAACCUGCCUGGACAGUGAAGAUGGAAAUUACACCUGUCAGUGUGUGCUGGAUUUCACAGGAAUCACCUGUGAGACAGCUACAAUUCUACAUCUGUGCGAAGAGGAUUGCCACAACAAUGGCACUUGUCAGGAAAUGGAACGUGAUGUGUAUCAAUGCCAAUGUUCAGAGGGCUUUACUGGCACCAACUGUCAAGUUGCGGAGAGUAGAGGCCUACAAGGCAUGCAAGGUUGGAAGAGUGGACUGAUUAUUUCAGUUUCUGUCAGUGUGAUGAUUCUGGCUGUAGUAUUGAUAGUCUAUCUCUGCCGUAAAAAUUUGUACAUUAAGCAAAGAUGGAAGCAUGUCUGGCCGUUCAACAAUGAUAGCGACGUACAGCUAAUAGGUUAUUCUAAAAAGUCUGGCAAGGCACUGCGCUGCGAUCUCUCAGGGAACACAGUUAUUCUCCGAGAUCUGCACGAAUGGCCCCACUGCGAAGUCCACACUUGCCCAUGUCUGCCGGACUUCCCCGUGCUAAUCACUGAGGGCAUGAAUGAGUUGCCAGUGUCCAAUCUCCAGCCAGGGUUUACCUACACCUUUGAGAUUUGCAGACAGGAUCGGGAUGUUGAGGGGAACGGCAGCUGUGUGGCCAGCUGUGAUGUGCCAGUGGAAGGAUUUGCUAAUGAAGAUGAAGCGUGCACUGGCACAAUGAAGCUGAUUGAGGACAGCAUCUCACUGCGCAGAGACCUGGACAGAGUCUUAGCCGGAAGCCAGGACCUGCGUCAAUGUAUCUCAAGUUUCUUUCAAUUCAAGGAACGUCAGAGCGAAGCCUUUGUCAAGUCCGGUGAUGAACCGUGUGUGAAGACACUAUGUGAGAUCCUUGGAGCCAUGGACAGACUUGACUGUGGCGUGGACUCAUUACUGAGCCACCUGGCAAGGAGCAAACCCAACGGAGCCCAAGAGUUUGCCCAGAAACUGUGCAGAUCUCACCCUGGGUGUGCCGUGUGUCCUCACAUCUGCCAUCACAUGCAUGGAGGACUGACAGCGUGGGCCACGCAGCAUGACAAUCAGGUCACUUGCGAUUCAUCCUCUAACAGCACUAGUGUUUGAUGAUGUAAUCUAGAGAAGGCGAGAAGUUUGAUCAAAGGUCCAACCAUUAUCGAUUGGGCAAUCUGGCCAACUCACGUUGUUACUUCUUAACUGAGGAACUGUACUGCUCCCUUUUGUUUUACCUAUACUGUUCCUCAUGUGCAUAUUGCCCGGGGCCAAAUUGCAUGGCUCUGCUAACCACAUAAUUCCGUGCUUAAUAUCACCAUUCUGUGCUAACGCGCCAGCAUACAAAUUUUGGCUAACCCUGUAAGCACACAAUCCUUAGUUACGGGAUGUAUGCAU